Messenger RNA from Hyphopichia burtonii NRRL Y-1933, 1881 nucleotides. It is a transcript of the gene CAS1, whose product is annotated as ATP-dependent DNA helicase. The coding region runs from base 1 to 1881 and encodes 626 amino acids. NCBI's taxonomy places the organism in Eukaryota, Fungi, Ascomycota, Pichiomycetes, Serinales, Debaryomycetaceae. Gene Ontology annotation, molecular function: damaged DNA binding; double-stranded DNA binding; telomeric repeat DNA binding. Gene Ontology annotation, cellular component: Ku70:Ku80 complex; nucleus. The transcript has a single exon. Gene Ontology annotation, biological process: cellular response to X-ray; telomere maintenance; double-strand break repair via nonhomologous end joining. The record is from RefSeq and is a predicted model, not a curated record.
AUGGAAGACGAACAGCCCGAUAAACAGUACGAGAUCAGAGAAGGAAUCGUCUUUCUUAUCGAGUUGACUCCCUCAGUUAAAAGUCACUUGGUUGACAUCUUGAAAAGUAUCGGGGAUUUGAUUUCUCAAUUAAUCAUUAGCUGCCCUCAUAAUGGAGUUGGUAUAUAUUUCUACAAUUGCGCUAAAACCAAUCGAAAGUUGGGUAAACGAAGUGGAUUGAACAAGUUAUUCAGAUUGAAUGAUAUCAAUGUGUCGGCAAUGAAGGUGUUGAAUGCAAUUAUUGAUGAUACAAUUGAUGAUUUUGAAAAUUUCACCAGUCAAUUCCCCAUUGACGAUAAUCCAAGAUUGGAUUUGGUUCUUCAGGCAAUCUUGGGAGAGUUCCAAAGAGGUAAACAGUAUAAUGUGAAGAAGUUGGUUUGGAUCACUGAUAACGAUUGUCCUAAAGUUGAAAAUAAAGAAUCUACAAGGUCCUUUUUAAGCGACUAUGAUCAAUUCAAGUAUCAAAUCAUUCCAAUUUUCAUGGAUACUUCGAAAGAAUUCAAUAUUGAUGUUUACAAGGAUCUUUUCUUACAAACUGGAUACAUAAAUAAUCUCAUCAGAAUCUCUUUGGUAAAGAAGGAAUUUUCUAAUCAAAUUCGAGAUUCCAUUUUGAGAUUAAAAGAAAUCAAACGGAUUCAAUUUGCCUGUAAUUUGAUUUUAAGUGACGGUGAAAUGGGUGGCAGGUUUGGGUGCUCCAUAAAAGGGUAUACCUUAUACGAUCAUGAAACAAUUACUAGAUCACGAAACAUGUAUAUUAGUGAAUCCGGACCUAAGAUUGUUAAGACUUCUACUAAGUAUUCGAGUGGAGACUUACAAGAUGACCAGAUUGAUUCUGCCAAAAUAAGAAGAGGGUAUGAGCUCAAUAAUAACACUAUAAUACAUUUUGAUGAAGAUCAAUUAAAGUUUAUGAAAAAUUAUGCAUUUCAUCAUGGAGGUACAGAGGAAAUCGAAGAUUCGUUAGGUGAAGUGGAAAGCGACGACCAUCCAUAUACUAAAACCCCAUAUUUAAAAUUGGUUGGAUUUAGAAAAAUGGGCAAUUUUGAAAAUUACUUCAAUUGCAAAAACUCCAUCUUUGUCAGUGCCGAUAUUCAAAACGGUCGUACCACCAGCUCUCUGGAUUAUGGUUACACCAAUUCAUUCACCACGUUUGCCUCGUUAUACCAAUCAUGUUUGAAAUUGAACAAGUAUAUGAUUGUUUUUGGGUGUAUCAAGAGAAAUUCGUCGCCCUAUCUCUACUCACUAGUACCAAACCAUCAACCACAAGGGUUUUUGUUGAUUAAAAAACCUUGGCUCAAUGAAAUAAGAUGCUUACCGGAAUACGUGAUGACGGAAGAAUAUUUGAAAAAACAAAACGAUGAAUCAUUAAGUGAAAAGUUCAUUAAAAUCAUCAAUCAAUAUUACCUUAGUUCAUUUAAACCAAGCGAUUGGCCAAAUCCAACUUUGAAUUACUGGUACAAGAUUUUGAAAUACGAAUUGCUACAAAACUCAAUUAGUCCCCAGGAUAAAUUACUACAAAAUAACGAUGACAUGUUGAAGAAAAGGAAUUUUCUCAAUAACGAUAUUCAAAACGUUAAAGAAUUCAACUUUAUCAAAAGCCAACUCAAUAAAAUAGGUAAUACUUACACCGUUAAACAAAAUAAUGCAAUGCCACCCAACAAGAAGCCAAGAUUAGAAUUAACUGAAGACGUUGUUUUAACGGCUUGGAACAAAAACGAAUGGAACUAUUUCACCGUGGCCCAAUUGAAAGAGUUUAUCAAUAAGUACCCUAACCAAAUCAAAAAGGGGUCCACCAAACAAGAGCUCAUUGAUAAUAUCAGUGAUUUUCUUUCCAAACGGACCUGA